AUGACGAAUUCACAAAUCCACGUUUCAAUUUUCCUGCUUCCGCAGGAUGUGUUGGAAUUGGUGCUUUCUUAUAUUCCCACGAUCAAUUUGUUAUCUUUCACCAAUAUUCCAAACUUAGAUGAACUAAUAAGGAAUGAAUUAAGAAAUCGACAUAUCAAAGUCAUCGUAUAUGGGAAAUCUGCGACAAGACCCAACACAGAUCCAUAUCCCGCUGAAUUCUGGGAAAGGGAGAUAAUUGGCGAUGAUUCGAGGUUGGACCUGAGAAGCGUAUCACGGUAUGAAGAUUUGAAUAGGAUUGUGUUUAACGAGCCUGAUAGCGUAGAAAGGUUUUUGGAUUUCAAGCAGAGACACCCUAACUUGAUUGCAAACUUGAAUAUCGUUGAAAAUGAUAUUUUGGAAGAAUUGGUUACCGAAGCUCCUUGGUGUUUUCAAGAUAUUCAGAGCUUAACGUUUACCGAACGUCAGCAACUGGAAAACUACUCGGAGACGCUCUCUAGUCUCCUAUAUAAGUAUCUUACUGUUCAAUUGUCCGAUCUAGGCAUUAAUCUCCCGGAAAUGAUUUGGCUGUUGGAACUAUCUGAUUUUUUCAAACAAAAGAAUCAUUUGCAGUUGACACCCAUAGAGUAUCAGAUAAAAGAAUUGAGCACCCGCUGUCCAAUUGAGGUUGAAGAUUACAAGUACUUGCCAAGAGCAUUACAGACUUUGAACACUAAAUUGGCGUUGCAUAGUCCAAGGUGUACUCUCGAACUACCGUUAACGUUAGAACAACUCACAAUUGACUUUGAUUCCGUUGAAGACCUUACAGAAAUUAAUAUCUCUGAUCUACCUAAGUUGAAGAAAUUGCGCCUAGAUUCAUUUCCUCUGCAAGGGCUAAGAAGUAUGAACGCUCCCAAACAAUUAGAAAACUUGUCCAUCUUUUCAAGAAAUCUUGUGUCUUUGGAAAGUAUAGCGGAGUAUCACAUGCUAAGAGAACUCGAGGUUUCAAUUGCUCACCUGGAUGGUGAGUCAAUGUUGGAUUGUACCUUACCUGAUUCCUUGCAAAGGCUUCGCUUUACCUGGUGGGUUUUCCGUAAUAGUGAUCGUCAAGGCGAAGAUGUCGAAGAGCUGCAUUGUAUGUCUCCGGUUAGACUACCUUCAAAUCUCAAGCUGCUUGACUUUCAAACAAACUCCCCCUUGCUCUGUUUGAGAGAGUGGAUUAUCCCGCCCUCAUUAAGGGUUCUUUCAUUUGACGUAGAGAAGUUACCAGUUGGAUUCAAGAUUCCACCUAAUUUGAUAUCCCUUUCGAUACGUUGCUCCGAAAACGGUUCCUUACCUCGUCCUUUACCCAAAUCAUUAAUUCGAUUACAUACAACUUUGGUACCACCAACCAAAUGGUAUCUAACGCAGUUGAAGAACUUGACCCAACUUAAUUGUGACUUUAUCAAACAUAGAAAGUCUUCCUUUGAUUGGAAAUUGCCAACUAGUUUGAAAAGAUUGAUAAUUGCUCAUUGUUCCUUGGAAGCUCUAAACAUAAACGUGCCAAACCUAAAAGCAGUCGACUUGCAUCUAAAGUUUCCCGACCAUUUGGAAAAGUUAGAGCUACCUUCUUCUGUAGUUGACUUGAAAAUAUAUAGUAUCAGGGAUAAUAAAAUUUCUGAAUUGUCGAUUUCAAAGAAACAUAAGCUUCCCACGAAGUUGAAGACGCUUAAUUUGUUGCACGAUUGUAUGGAUUCAAAAUCGCUUAAUAAUUUACACUUGAAAAAGUAUCAGCAUUUGUGGUAUAUUAAUCUAUUUAAAAAUAAGAUCAAGAAAGUUGCAGAUGGGGUGUUUCCUGCUUCCACAAAAGUACUCAUCCUUCUGAGUAAUCCCUUAAAUGAAGUCGAGCCCAAUGCAUUCAAGAACCUACCCAACUUACAGUACUUGUACUUAGAUUGUUGUAAUCUUGGAGUAGCUGCAGCGCGAAAUCAAUCUUUGGAAUUUCCGACUUCUUUGAAAUAUGUACAAUUAUCAUGCAACUACCUUAAAGAUAUUAGCAGUUUUCAUUUUCCCUCGGAGAAUAUGACUAGGAUACGACUUUCCUUCAAUACGUUUCCUGAUAAAGAGAAAAUUGUCGAAACAUUGAAAGCUAAAUUGGGAGAGAAUGUGGCUAUUGAAAUAUAG
This is a messenger RNA of Hemisphaericaspora subhashii, 2139 nucleotides long. RefSeq lists its product as uncharacterized. Gene Ontology annotation, molecular function: protein binding. Lineage: Eukaryota; Fungi; Ascomycota; Pichiomycetes; Serinales; Debaryomycetaceae. The coding region runs from base 1 to 2139 and encodes 712 amino acids. The transcript has a single exon. The record is from RefSeq and is a predicted model, not a curated record.